CCCCGCGGCGGAGUGGGCGCGGCCAGCGUGGAACGGGGGCGAGGGUCGCAGAGUCGCCGGCUCCCCCUUCCCCAGUCUGGGCCCCCACGGCACAGGGGGCCGAGCAGAAGCCCCCAGCGUCCAGGGCCGGGGGAGGGUCCGCCUGCGCCCCCAGGCCCGCGUGGUCGGGCCCUGCAGGGCGGGAGGCGCGGCGCGGGGCGGGGCCGGUGACGGGACGCGGAGACCCCGCGGGCGGCGGGAGGGGCACGAGGCGCGCGUUUGCACCCGAGCCCGGCCCGCGCCCCGAUGCGGAGCGAUGCCGCUCGGCCUGGCCGCCCCCCGCGAGCACCGCGCUGCAGACGAAGCCCGCGCGUGAUCCCGCUCCGGGUGACCUCAAAGCAGAAGCUCUGAAUUCACCUCUCAUCUGACGACUGACAGCUGCUGCCACCGCCAGCCUCUGUCCUUUGCCCAGGCCUGUCACACGGCUGCCUCUCAGCAGGGGCAGUAGAAUGAAAGAGGGCAUGUCUAAUAACAGCACCACUAGCAUCUCCCAAGCCAGGAAAGCUGUGGAGCAGCUAAAGAUGGAAGCCUGUAUGGACAGGGUCAAGGUCUCCCAGGCAGCUGCGGACCUCCUGGCCUACUGUGAAGCUCACGUGCGGGAAGACCCUCUCAUCAUUCCAGUGCCUGCAUCAGAAAACCCCUUUCGCGAGAAGAAGUUCUUUUGUACCAUUCUCUAACUCCGUGUGUGAUGAAAAUGCCUCCUUUUCUGACCUUCAAAGUCCCCUGUAGAGACCAUGCAUGCUCUAAGCCUUAGGGAGUGAGACCAACACCCAUCCCUGCCCAGCCAACGGUGGCCGGGGCUUGUCUUAUGUUUCCAUCUGUUUUCUUCGUGGCAUUCAAUUUCAUUUUUUUCCUUUUCAUUUUCACGUUAUUUUCAUUAUUGGCAAAGAAAAUCAAAAUUUUUAUAGCCAAAUAACAAAUGUGCCAUGUAAAAGUAAGUCUGGACUUAAGAGUUUAAAAUUUUUAAACAUCAAUUUCCAAGUUUAUAUCAUAUUAAUACAUUUCAGUGGAUAAUUUAUUUAAAAAAAAACUAUGCCUAAAUAUCCCUUAUUUGCAAUAUUCAGUAUCAAAUUAGAGCAUUUUGACCAACUGAAACAUAUAAUGUUUUCAUCUCCUUUCCUGGAGAAAGCAGCUGCAGAGGUUCUGUAUUUCCUGCAUUUCCAUCAUCCUAAUAAAAAGACAACAACCCACAGGAUUGGAAUGGUUUUCUUUUUUGUUGUUGUUGUUGUUGUUGUUUUGAGACGGAGUCUCGCUCUGUCACCCAGGCUGGAGUGCAAUGGCGUGACCUCAGCUCACUGCGACCUCCACCUCCUGGGUUCAAGCGAUUCUCCUGCCUCAGCCUCCUGAGUAGCUGGGAUCAUAGGCACACGCCACCGCACCCAGCUAAUUUUUUGUAUUUUUAGUAAAGACGGGGUUUCACCGUGUUGGUCAGGCUGGUCUCAAACUCCUGACCUCGUGAUCCACCCGCCUCGGCCUCCCAAAGCGCUGGGAUUACAGGCGUGAGCCACCGCGCCCGGCCGUGGAAUGGUUUUCUUAGCAUAUCCUCCUGGGGCCGUGGUGGAUGUCCCUUGUUUCAGUGGUCCUACAAAGGUAGAUGGUGGGCGGACACCGAAGUCAACUUGACUGUAAAAGUACCCCAUACCGUUGAUGCGCUGUGGCAGACCUGUGGGUGCGGUCUCCCCUCUCCAAAUGCCACCUCUUCCUGCUCCCUCCUCUUUUGGCUCCUACUCAGUAGUUCCAUUGUGGGCUGCAGUAAUAUAAGGACCUGUUCUGGACACAGCACUGGGCCCGCUGGGGUUUUAGUAGGGCAGCCCCUUCCCUGCAGGAGUGAGGCAUGGUGACAGCAGUCCCCUAUGUGCCCCCAAGUCAUCUGAGCAUUGGUGUACGUUAAGGUACUUAAUCUUCCAACAAUAAAUACCAUAAGUGCA
Molecule: messenger RNA, 1967 nt
Organism: Pan troglodytes (chimpanzee)
Lineage: Eukaryota; Metazoa; Chordata; Mammalia; Primates; Hominidae
Gene: GNG4
Product: G protein subunit gamma 4
Exons: 4
Coding region: 489-716 (75 amino acids)
Biological process (GO): G protein-coupled receptor signaling pathway
Cellular component (GO): heterotrimeric G-protein complex
Molecular function (GO): G-protein beta-subunit binding
Source: RefSeq, a predicted model, not a curated record